Molecule: messenger RNA, 1506 nt
Organism: Leptidea sinapis
Lineage: Eukaryota; Metazoa; Arthropoda; Insecta; Lepidoptera; Pieridae
Product: tubulin beta chain
Exons: 2
Coding region: 105-1448 (447 amino acids)
Biological process (GO): mitotic cell cycle; microtubule cytoskeleton organization
Cellular component (GO): cytoplasm; microtubule
Molecular function (GO): structural constituent of cytoskeleton; GTPase activity; GTP binding
Source: RefSeq, a predicted model, not a curated record
GAAAGAUAUUUAAAAUUUGAAGAAACACAUUUCUUUUAAGUCUCUUUGUCUAGUAGGUCGUGAAGACAUAAUUUGGUCAAUUUAAUUAAGCUUAAACAAAUAAGAUGAGGGAAAUCGUACAUAUACAAGCUGGACAAUGUGGAAAUCAGAUCGGCGCUAAGUUCUGGGAGGUAAUAUCAGACGAACAUGGCAUCGAUCCAACUGGCACAUACCACGGCGAUUCCGACCUUCAAUUGGAACGUAUUAACGUGUACUAUAACGAAGCGACUGGAGGUAAAUAUGUGCCGAGGGCAAUUUUGGUAGAUUUAGAACCCGGGACAAUGGACUCCGUACGUUCAGGUCCUUUUGGGCAAAUCUUUAGGCCAGACAACUUCGUUUUUGGGCAAUCAGGUGCAGGGAAUAAUUGGGCUAAAGGACAUUAUACAGAAGGCGCUGAAUUAGUUGACUCAGUCCUUGAUGUUGUCAGAAAAGAAGCUGAAGGCUGCGAUUGCUUGCAAGGAUUCCAGUUAACACAUUCGCUUGGUGGAGGUACGGGGGCAGGAUUAGGUACGUUACUCAUUUCGAAGAUUCGAGAAGAAUAUCCUGACAGAAUUAUGAAUACCUUUAGCGUAGUACCAUCUCCAAAAGUGUCCGAUACUGUCGUUGAGCCAUAUAAUGCCACCCUGUCUGUGCACCAGCUUGUUGAAAACACUGACGAAUCAUAUUGCAUUGAUAACGAGGCUUUGUAUGAUAUUUGUUUCCGUACACUGAAAUUGACCACACCGACCUAUGGCGAUCUAAACCAUCUCGUAUCCGCAACAAUGUCAGGCGUUACCACCUGUCUGAGAUUCCCUGGUCAACUAAACGCGGAUUUGAGAAAAUUGGCCGUAAACAUGGUGCCAUUCCCUCGACUACAUUUCUUUAUACCUGGCUUUGCUCCGCUAACGUCCAGAGGCAGUCAACAAUACCGAGCACUUACUGUACCUGAGUUGACCCAGCAAAUGUUCGACGCCAAGAAUAUGAUGGCUGCAUGCGAUCCACGCCAUGGGCGAUACCUAACGGUCGCUGCGGUCUUCAGAGGCAGAAUGUCAAUGAAGGAAGUAGAUGAGCAAAUGAUGAAUAUUCAGAACAAGAACUCCUCCUAUUUCGUCGAAUGGAUUCCGAAUAAUGUAAAGACAGCUGUUUGCGAUAUACCACCGCGUGGUUUGAAGAUGUCGGCUACUUUUAUUGGGAACUCAACAGCUAUCCAGGAGCUCUUCAAACGUAUUUCUGAGCAAUUCACUGCUAUGUUUCGACGUAAGGCUUUUCUGCAUUGGUAUACUGGCGAGGGCAUGGAUGAGAUGGAAUUCACUGAAGCGGAGAGCAACAUGAACGACUUAGUAUCUGAAUACCAGCAGUACCAGGAUGCCACCGCUGAAGAAGAGGGUGAAUUUGACGAGGAAGAGGAAGGUGGAGAUGAAGGAGACUAGACGUUUUAGGAUUUGAAAAUUAUAUUUUAUUUGUUUAUUACAAUGUUUUAUUCAAAAA